CGUGUCAGCCCGCAAAAUUGCAUACGCCGUCCUCGCCCACCUCUGCCUUUUGACCCCGUAAACUUAGCGAUUCGGCAACCGGCUCGAUCUCCGUGCGACUCCACACCUCCGAACCGGAAUCCCGCCACACCGACCCAAACCCUAGCGCGUACCCACCUCCCAUCCCCGCCCCUAUCUCCGGCGAGCGGGCGACGGAGAUGCGGGCGCUGCUCGCGGAGGGCGCGAUGGCGCUGGCGGUAGCGCCGGAGGCCAACUCGUCGUCGGGCGGAGCUGCGGCGUCGCCGGCGGGGCCGCUGUGGUGGGUAUCGGAGUGCCAUGGGGUGUGGUACAGCCUGGCGGUGAUGCUGCCGUCGCUGGCCUUCGUGGGGUUUCUAGCCUGGCAGGCGCGGCGGAGCUUCCGCAGGCUCAGCUACGGCCGGUCUCACGUCGUUGUGGUCGCAUACUACGCGCUCCUCUGGGCUGUCGCCGUGCUCAACCUCCUCUGGUGCUUCCUGCAGGCAUGGCAAUGUAUGCCUGACAGGGCAUUCUCAUGGAAUAUACUGUCACUGUUUACAAAAUCAGGAAUGCUAUUCUUGGAAGUCAGUCUCAUAGCAUUUCUACUUCAAGGAAAUGAUGCCAGUGGUUUUGAGUCUUUGGCGCGAACCUUUGUUAUCUCUGGAGCUGUAGUUGCUGCUGAUGUAUUGCUCAAGACUAUAUAUGUUUUUGGCUUCGGUGUUCCUUUGUUCAUUGAUGGUGGUCAAGGAACUGGUGGGAAAUGGGGCCUAUGGAUUCUCCACAAACUGGUGCUUACUGGAGUCUAUGGCCUGAUUGUUUUCAUGCAUCACUCAAGAUGGAGAGACAGGCUACCUGCAAAACCAGCAUACUACAACUACGUAUGUGCGAUGUUGCUACUGAAUGGCAUAUCACUGUUUGGAUGUUUCCUUGUUGCAAGUGGAGCUGGAUUUGGUUUAUGGCUAUAUAAUCUCACAACCGUAUGCUAUCAUUCUCUUUACCUUCCUCUCCUGUAUGCGACUUUCUUAGCAGACUUCUUCCAGGAGGAGGACAUGCUACUAGAGAAUGUCUACUAUUCUGAAAUGAAAGAUGCUGGGUUCUUUGAUGCUGACUGGGAUUAAUCUUCAGCUACCACGCUGUAACGCUGUAUGAUUGUUCUCAUGUGAACUGCACGCUGUAUUUGUUUUUAAUCUCUGUACUCAGCGUUUGACAGAAAAUGUAUGUAGCUAACCAUGGUGAUGAAUGAAAAUAUGUAAAUCUUACUGCUGCAUACUUCCAAC
Molecule: messenger RNA, 1271 nt
Organism: Panicum hallii
Lineage: Eukaryota; Viridiplantae; Streptophyta; Magnoliopsida; Poales; Poaceae
Product: transmembrane protein adipocyte-associated 1 homolog
Exons: 6
Coding region: 198-1112 (304 amino acids)
Biological process (GO): G protein-coupled receptor signaling pathway
Cellular component (GO): plasma membrane
Molecular function (GO): G protein-coupled receptor activity
Source: RefSeq, a predicted model, not a curated record